CCAAAAUCGGGACUGGGAUGGGGAAGUAUGGAUGUAAUUGGCGCUUCAGGACUGAUAAAGUGUGGAUGUAAUUGGCACUUAAAUCAAUAGACAGUAGAUGUAUAGUAUAGAGUAUAGUGUUGACAAAUAAAGUUUCAGGGACAUAUAACUCAACAGAACUCUAAACCGCAGACUCGUAACUCCAGUAGCAUUAAAGAGUUAUCAUUCGGCGUUUUAAAUGCGCAUAAAGCAUUAUAUCCUUUUCAAAUGUGUUUGAGAUAAAAUCCUGUUUGUUUUUAGGGUUCCGUUCCUGGGUUAUAACAUGGUAUUUUAGUUGCGGAUCGAACUGACACAAUUUACAUUCUUAAUUACUAAGCUAAUGAAACCAAAGUGUUUUAAACAUUUUUUAAUACAGUUGCUCAAAAAACGCUACAUUACGUAGCUGUUUAGCGUGCGGAAAGUUGUAUUUCGCGAACUAGUGCUUUUUACUUUUCCACUUGUUCCAAUUCAUGACUACUUAUUGAUGAGUGUUAAUGUUAGUUUCCUUUAAACGUCGUAAUCAACUUAAAAACCUACUGUUCAUGUAAAAAUAAUAAAUAUAAGUGUAUUUCGUAUUUUAUUACUUACCUCUUCAUCAUUAUAACACGUUUAUUGAAUAUUGAAAAACCGUUCUUAAUAAGAUGUCUGAAUGGAACGGAAUAGCUGCCGAAACGCCUGUCAAAGCAGAGGCGUUUUUACUGCAAGAAUGUUUUAAGUUUCCAAAGGCAACAUUCGAUAUUGUUUUCAUACAAUUUAAAUAUACGAUACACAAAUAAUCGUAAAUAACGAUACUUAGGUAAUAAUAGUAUAAUAUUUACAAUUGUUUCUGUCUUAUAGAACAUGCAUAAAAAAAUAAUUGUUUUUUUUUUCAUUUUUCGCAACUGUAUUAAAAAAAGUCGUUCGAUACACGUGCAGAAAUGUCAUUCUACAUAUUAGAACGUAGUGAUUAUAUGCUCUUUGCUACACUCGUCCCGAGUCUUACUCGCCUACGGCUCGUGGCAAGAUACCUAUCUCGGUACUCGUGAAGUAAUGACAUACUUUCCGCACUAGCAUCGAAAUGUACUAUUGUAUCCUUGUAAUUUAGACAGACCACUAAUGUACCUCCGCCUUGUAUCGCAUUGCUCUUUUGGAAUUGUUUUCAGGGGAUUAUCCAACUACAUAAAACUAAACGCACCAGCACAGCAACCUAACCGUAGAGACACGACCAGACUGUUGUCUAACAAACAGGUAAAAUUGGUAACACACGGUUGGAUAUCAUCUGCUGAAGACGGUAUGGUUACGAGCAUCAAGAAUGCUUACUUGAGAAGUAAAGAUGUCGCAGUAAUAGCUGUUGACUGGAGUGAUACGGCGAAUGACUAUAACUAUCCGUUUGUAGCGAAGAGCAUAAGGAAAGUGGGGGCACAUGUUGGACAAUUUUUAAAUGUGUUUUGCGAACUUUAUAAUAUUUCCGGCGACAGAUUGCAUUUAAUCGGACAUAGCCUCGGAGCACAUUUGAUGGGUAUCGCUGCGUCGAAAACUAAUGUGAGAGUAGGAAGAGUCACCGGCCUUGAUCCAGCACGACCUCUCUUUGACAGUUGCAGCCUGCGCGUUUUUUUCCUACGAUUUUGGUGCCCCCCUAGACGUGGUGCCCUAAGCAAGUGCUUAUUUUGCUUAAUGGUUAAUCCGGCACUGCUCUUUGAGUAUCCAAAGGUACUGGAAACGUUGUCCCUGAGCUCAUCCGUUGCGGUCUUCGUAGACGUGAUACACACAUGUGGUGGAGCCCUGGGCAUCCAAGAUAACAGUGGCCAUGCUGAUUUUUACCCAAACGGCGGUAAAUCACCACAACCUGGGUGUGACAUUCCAGAGCCUUGUAGUCAUUCGAGAGCGCACAUGUAUUUUUCCGAAUCCAUUGAUAAUCCUACUGGUUUUCCUGCUUGCCGAAGCAAACAUUGGACGGAACAUUUAAAUAGCACUGAAUGUAAACAGCAAACAUAUAUGGGAGAGAAUGCCGAUCGAAAUUCAAAAGGGCAGUAUUACUUAAAAACAAAUGCAAAAGCACCCUUCGCUAUUAAUAAUCCUAAACUACGUAGUGACUCAUAGUGGUGGUCAUCGAUUUCUGUGAUAAAAAAAUGUAUUUGGAUGUGUUACAAUUGUCUAUGUGUGUGUUUGUAUACGUUUUACUACUACUACUAAUACUAUUAAUUGUCACAAUGAAUGUUAGUUUUUUACCCAAUUUGAAACAGAGACGCUUCUUACCAGACUGCGCUCAACUCGGGCUGCUCGAUCAACUAAAAUAAAUAAGUAAAACUGAAAUUGUGUAUCUCUGUAAAGCUUAUUAAGCGUGUUAUUAUAAAGACUAAAUUUAUUUAUUUAGUCGUAUAGCAUUAAUACAAUUCUUGGUCGUUUUACAAAUUUACAAAGGAAUAUCUAGAAUAUCUAGAUUAACAAGCCCUGCUAAAGGAAGCCAACAAAAUUACUUCCAAUCCAAAACUGUCCGUCUUCUCGGAAUUUUUCUGUCCGCCUAGGCUACACUUAACAUUCGCCGUACAAUACGGCACAGGAACUUCAACAGAGCUUCUUUAACAUCAAGGAUAGGUACAUGGAGAGAGGACUGGACUGUUAGCUUGCCCAGGGCAUGCCAGCUACAAACCGCAUGGCGUUUCGGCUUCGAGGCGGAAAUGGUGCCAACGAAAUUGACUUUUCACUGAAAGCGGGCGAUCCGGAGAAUUUAUGUUUAAGACCCCCACGAAAGAGGACCCGCGUGAAAUCACCUUUUCAUACAAACGUAGUCCUCAUUUUCCUCUCUGGAUAUUAACAUUAUUGAGGAUAUUUUGGCACAAUUUGUUGUAUAUCAGUUAUGCCCCUACGUUUGAUUUUUUCGAAUUUUUAAAUUAUCAUAAGACUCCCAGUAGGGCUAAGAUAGUCGGCUCUUUAUCAUUUGUCACCAUGCCUGUCACGUUCUAACAAGUAUGUAAGCGCAAAAGUGACGGGUAUAGUGACAGGUGAUAAAAAUGGAACCAUGCUGCCACUGCUGCAUUUAAAAAUUUGUAUGAAAUCUGUUUUUCGCUCGUAAUUUUUCCAAUAAUCAAAAAAUCUAAAAUAGUCAAACAUAGGGGGUAUAGCUAUGGUU
Molecule: messenger RNA, 3127 nt
Organism: Cydia pomonella (codling moth)
Lineage: Eukaryota; Metazoa; Arthropoda; Insecta; Lepidoptera; Tortricidae
Product: phospholipase A1 2-like
Exons: 4
Coding region: 1114-2097 (327 amino acids)
Biological process (GO): lipid metabolic process
Molecular function (GO): lipase activity
Source: RefSeq, a predicted model, not a curated record